Phalaenopsis equestris is the source of this 1704-nucleotide messenger RNA. RefSeq lists its product as uncharacterized. Gene Ontology annotation, cellular component: Golgi apparatus. The transcript has 8 exons. The record is from RefSeq and is a predicted model, not a curated record. NCBI's taxonomy places the organism in Eukaryota, Viridiplantae, Streptophyta, Magnoliopsida, Asparagales, Orchidaceae. Gene Ontology annotation, molecular function: antiporter activity; UDP-xylose transmembrane transporter activity. Bases 471 to 1517 code for a protein of 348 amino acids.
ACGCGACUUGAUUUGUCAAAUAAUAGACAUGAAUGACUGAAUGACACCACAGAAGCCAUAAUUCUCCGCCUUUUCAAUCCUCGUCCGAAUUCCGAUAAUGGCGGCAAGAAAUCCGGGGAGUAAAUGGAAUUUUUCAUUAACCAAACAUUUUUCAUUAACCAAAUUCGGAGGGAGAGAGAAAAAUGCUAACACACUGACGACGGAGCUCGCUUCUCUCGCAUGCAUGGCUUCCACCCUCCCUUGCCUUUUCUGAACAGCCUCAAAUCGAAGACAAAGAUUUCAAUGCGGUUGGGGACGAAGGCAUUAUAAGGAGAACAACCAGAGAUAUUGCAAUCCUGAUCCUUGUCCUUUUCCAUUUGAAUCUGAAGUGAUCUAGGGUUACAAAUAUCGGAAUCCUUUGGAUGUUGAUAGGCUUUUGUCAUCUGGGAAUGCGAUUGCAGGAGUGAACAGGUGGGGAUUUGGAAGCGGAGAUGGGUGAGAACCAGCGGUUCCAGCUGGGUACUGUCGGCGCGCUUUCGCUAUCGGUGGUAUCGUCUGUGUCAAUUGUGAUCUGUAACAAGGCAUUAAUUAGUUCUCUCGGCUUUACAUUUGCCACAACAUUGACAAGCUGGCAUCUUUUGGUCACAUUUUGUUCUCUUCAUAUGGCGCUAUGGAUGAAGUUAUUUGAACAUAAACCUUUUGAUCCAAGGGCUGUAAUGGGAUUUGGAAUACUGAAUGGAUGCUCUAUUGGUCUGUUGAAUUUAAGCCUCGGUUUCAAUUCCAUUGGAUUCUACCAGAUGACAAAGCUUGCAAUUAUCCCCUGUACUGUUCUGUUAGAGACUCUCUUCUUCAGAAAGAAGUUCAGUCGGAGCAUCCAAUUAUCCCUAGUCAUCCUUCUUCUUGGUGUUGGAAUUGCCACAGUGACAGAUCUUCAACUCAAUAUUCUCGGAUCUAUCUUGUCGCUGCUUGCGAUUGUUACGACAUGCGUCGCCCAAAUUAUGACCAACACAAUUCAGAAGAGGUUCAAAGUUUCAUCUACUCAGCUCUUGUAUCAAUCCUGCCCCUAUCAAGCAAUAACCCUCUUCAUAAUUGGUCCUUUUCUUGAUGGACUUCUAACUAAACAGAACGUUUUUGCAUUCAAGUAUACGCCUCAAGUUCUGGUCUUUAUUGUACUAUCUUGCCUAGUAUCUGUCUCUGUGAACUUCAGUACUUUUCUUGUUAUUGGAAAAACAUCACCUGUCACAUAUCAAGUUUUGGGGCACCUCAAAACUUGCUUAGUUCUAGCAUUUGGUUAUGUUUUACUCCACGAUCCAUUUAGCUGGAGGAAUAUAUUUGGAAUUUCUGUAGCAGUUGUUGGAAUGGUCCUUUAUUCUUACCAUUGCACCAUUGAGAACCAGGAAAAAGCGAAUGAAGUGAUUAUCCAGCUAUCGCAGGCAAAAGAAAGCGAGCUCGACCUUCUUCUUGGUGUAGAAAAUGGAGCAAAUUUGUCUAGGGAUGGCGCAUCUCCUUGGAGCUCAAACAAAGAUCUGCAUGCUUGAGCUCUUCCCCCCGUCCUUUUUUUUUCUUUCCAGUUCUAAUUUGAUCACAGUGAUGUCAAAUGCAUCUCCGGUAAACUUGCUUCCUCUAUAUUCUGAAAUCUGUUCCCUUCAAAGUUGGGAGUCAGAUGAUUGUUUUUGUUUUGUUUAGGGCUUUUUUUAAAAAAAAAUUUAAAUGAGGAUUUACACA